Molecule: messenger RNA, 821 nt
Organism: Gambusia affinis (western mosquitofish)
Lineage: Eukaryota; Metazoa; Chordata; Actinopteri; Cyprinodontiformes; Poeciliidae
Gene: mrto4
Product: MRT4 homolog, ribosome maturation factor
Exons: 8
Coding region: 83-793 (236 amino acids)
Biological process (GO): rRNA processing; nuclear-transcribed mRNA catabolic process; ribosomal large subunit biogenesis
Cellular component (GO): preribosome, large subunit precursor; nucleolus
Molecular function (GO): RNA binding
Source: RefSeq, a predicted model, not a curated record
UAGUCAGGCGCCACAUGGGCAGCCUUUCCAAACAGAAACAUUUAGGGUCCAUUUGCUUCACGUGUUCUGCUGUUCUGCCACCAUGCCGAAGUCAAAGAGGGACAAGAAAAUCUCAUUAACAAAAACUGCCAAGAAGGGUCUGGAAUCCAAACAGAAGUUAAUCGAGGAGCUACGGAAAUGUGUGGACACCUAUAGAAACCUGUUCAUAUUCUCUGUGGAAAAUAUGAGAAAUAACAAGCUGAAAGACGUCAGAACAGCAUGGAAACAUAGCAGAUUCUUCUUUGGAAAAAAUAAAGUGAUGAUUGUUGCUUUGGGAAAAGGACAAACAGAUGAAUACAAAGAUAAUUUGCACAAAGUCAGCAAGUAUUUGCGUGGAGAGGUGGGAGCACUUUUCACUAACAAAACAAAGGAUGAAGUACAAGAAUAUUUUAACCAUUUCAAAGACACGGACUACGCUCGCGCAGGCAACCAGGCACAGAUGGACGUAACGCUGGAAGAAGGUCCUCUUGAACAGUUUCCUCACUCAAUGGAGCCUCAACUGAGGCAGCUGGGACUUCCCACUGCUUUAAAGAAAGGAGUGGUAACGCUUCUCAAAGCCUACGAUGUCUGCAAAGAAGGGGACGUUCUGACUCCUGAACAAGCUCGGCUUCUGAAACUGUUUGCCAUUGAGAUGGCAGAAUUUAAAGUCCAGAUCAAAUGUAUGUGGAACUCGGAGACAGGCGAGUUUGAGAGUUUGGCUGGUGAGGAAGAGCCUGUGGAGGAAAAGGAUGAUGAGGAUGAUGAUGCAGAAUAAAACUUCUGCGAAGACAGCUAACAUUUAA